AUGAUCGAAACGUACAGCCAACCUUCUCCCCGCUCUGUGGCCACUGGACCACCCGUCAGUAUGAAAAUUUUUAUGUAUUUACUGACUGUUUUUCUUAUCACCCAGAUGAUUGGGUCAGCGCUUUUUGCUGUGUAUCUUCACAGAAGAUUGGACAAGAUAGAAGAUGAAAGGAAUCUUCAUGAAGAUUUUGUGUUCAUGAAAACGAUACAGCGAUGCAGCAAAGGAGAGGGGUCCUUAUCAUUACUGAACUGUGAGGAAAUUCGAAGCCGGUUUGAAGACCUGGUCACGGGUAUAAUGCAAAGCAAAGAAGUGAAGAAGAAAGAAAAAAUCUUUGAAAUGCACAAAGGUGAUCAGGAUCCUCAAAUCGCGGCACAUGUCAUCAGUGAGGCCAGUAGUAAAACAGCAUCUGUUCUCCAGUGGGCCCCCAAAGGAUACUACACCCUAAGCACCAACUUGGUAACCCUCGAAAACGGGAAACAGCUGGCCGUGAAAAGACAAGGACUCUAUUACAUCUACGCCCAAGUCACCUUCUGUUCCAAUCGGGAAACUUCGAGUCAAGCUCCAUUUAUAGCCAGCCUCUGCCUAAAGUCCCCAGGUGGAUCGGAGAGAAUCUUACUGAGAGCUGCAAAUACCCACAGUUCCUCCAAACCGUGCGGGCAGCAAUCCAUUCACUUGGGAGGAGUCUUUGAAUUGCAACCGGGUGCUUCGGUGUUUGUCAACGUGACUGACCCAAGCCAAGUGAGCCAUGGGACUGGCUUCACGUCGUUUGGCUUACUCAAGCUCUGAACGGUGUAAGCUGGCAGGUUGCGGCUGGGCUGACGCUGGCUGUCUUCACAAUCCAGCAAAGCACUUAAGACCGCCCCACCGCAGCCCGUUGGACUGCCUAUU
This is a messenger RNA of Lagenorhynchus albirostris (white-beaked dolphin), 888 nucleotides long. RefSeq names its product CD40 ligand (gene CD40LG). Gene Ontology annotation, molecular function: tumor necrosis factor receptor binding. NCBI's taxonomy places the organism in Eukaryota, Metazoa, Chordata, Mammalia, Artiodactyla, Delphinidae. Gene Ontology annotation, cellular component: membrane. The transcript has 5 exons. The coding region runs from base 1 to 786 and encodes 261 amino acids. Gene Ontology annotation, biological process: immune response. The record is from RefSeq and is a predicted model, not a curated record.